Molecule: messenger RNA, 6146 nt
Organism: Culex quinquefasciatus (southern house mosquito)
Lineage: Eukaryota; Metazoa; Arthropoda; Insecta; Diptera; Culicidae
Gene: Naam
Product: nicotinamidase
Exons: 9
Coding region: 296-1423 (375 amino acids)
Molecular function (GO): calcium ion binding
Source: RefSeq, a predicted model, not a curated record
AUAAUGAUUGCUGAAAGAGUCGGUCAUCGCCGGUUCAAGGAGUGAAAAAACAACGUAAAUAAACAAGCAAAAGUGCAUCAGAGUCAGAAAACGCAAGAGCUAUUUUUUUUUAUCAGCAAAAGUUUAUUCGAAUUUACGCGGAGAAGAUUGUGGUAUUCAACAGUGCAAUCGCGACACGGUCCGUCGUGAAUUUUCUCGUGCAAGUAGACGUAAUAUUGUGUGAUUCAUUGGGACUUACCCUUGGGGUGAUCUCUGGUGUAACGAAAGGAAAGUUUUAUUUAUUGUUUUGGUAAACAUGCAGCCGUCGGACUUUUCCAACGAGGACUUUAUGUCGAACCCGUCGCUGGCCAUGGAUGCCUGCUUCACCGCGUUCGACAAGGAUGGUGACGAUCGGCUCUCGCUGGCCGAGUUCACGCUGAUCUGCCGGGCCCUGUUCCGGAACGACAAGGGCCACAUCUACGUGGUGCCGUCGAACCGGCUCGAGGAGAUGUUCCUGGUGUUUGACAAGAACGAGGACGGCUACAUCGACCGGGACGAGUUCCAGUUCUGCUGGAACCAGUGGAUUAAGACGAUUGUGCGACCAAUCAGCGCGUUCCUCAUCGUGGAUGUUCAAAACGACUUUAUCAGCGGCUCGUUGAACAUCAGCAAUUGCAGCGCCCAGCAGAAUGGACUGGAGGUGAUUGACCCGAUAAACAAGCUCCUGGAUACGGUCGAGUUCGAUUCCGUGUUCUACUCGCUCGAUUGGCACCCCAGCGAUCACGUGUCCUUCAUCGACAACAUCAAGCAGCGGCCGAUCCAUCCGACCAGUCCGUUGAACUCCGACAACGCCCAGGUGUACGAUACGGUCAUCUUCGCCGGUCCGCCCCCAAUGAAGCAGCGGCUGUGGCCCCGACACUGCGUCCAGGACUCGUGGGGUUCCGAGCUGCACAAGGAUCUUAAGAUUGUCGACCAGGGCAUCAAGGUGUACAAGGGCACGAACCCCGAGGUGGACUCGUACUCGGUGUUUUGGGACAACAAGAAGCUCUCCGACACGACGCUGUGCGGCCAGCUGCGGAUGAAGGGCUCCUCGGACAUUUACGUGUGCGGGCUGGCGUACGACGUGUGUGUCGGUGCAACGGCGAUCGAUGCGCUGUCGGCCGGCUACCGAACCGUCCUCAUCGACGACUGCUGCCGGGGCGUGGACGUGAACGACAUCGAGAGCACCAAGCAGACGGUGAUAUCGAACAACGGCGUGAUUGUCAACUCGCGGGAGGUCAAGGCUAUGGUGGAGGGCCGGGACCGCCGACCAGAGCUGGGCUACAAGCUGGCGAUGGAGCUGAAGAACGCCGACUCGGACCUGUCGAAAAAUAACGCCUGUCGACGACAGAACCAACAGCAGCAACAGCAACAGCAGCAGCAGCCACAACCGGACAGGCCACAGUAAAAUGAUGACAACACUCCGUCCCGGAAAUGGCAUCCUAUUUGCCUUCCUUCUUACUUUCUCUCCCUCUUAGCACCCUCCCUCUCGCUCUAUCUAUAUAUUGAAAACGUUUUUUUUCCUUCAUUUUCCUACACUUUUCCAUUUCGGAGUUUUCGGUUCGAAAAAAACUUUGCCUAUUUCAAAUUGGCCUAAGCGGCCCCAGGUUCGGUUUCCGGUCACUUGCUUGCUUCGUUUUUUUACCCACUGUCUCACUCUUUCUUUUUGACCAAGUGCGAGUAUGUUUGCCCAGCCUCCCCCCAGUGAGUGAGUGUGGACCAAGUUCUUGUUUGUUUUGCCGAACCGAAAUUAAUAGCGCAUAAGUUUGAACAGAGUGGCUUUAUAGUUUUUCGGUAUAUCUUUAGGGGUUAAGUGGACAAGUUUUCUCUCUUUUGUAGCUUUUGUAGGACGAUUGAAACAAUGGUGUGAAGGAAGUUUGUUUGCGAGGUAUGGAACAUGUUGCCUAACGAAGAGUUUAUUUUUUUCGUACGAUGCUAGUUUAGGUUGCUAAAAGUUGAAAGUUUUUCAAUUAUCGAAAGGGCUUAAUUUUUUUUUGUGAGUUUAAGAAUUAAAGGGACAUAAUUUUAUUUUCUCAAUUCAUAUUUGGUCAAACACAGCACUAUACUCUCAAAAAUCUGUAAAUGAUAAUAUAACAAACAGAAGGGGGAAUCUAAAUAAAACACUUGCUCUGAAUAAUAGUAAAAAAAAAACUCGUGCUAAAGAAUAACACCCAUAGUAGAGCAAUGCCAUCCGGCAGGAUAAUACUCUUGGGCUGGUAGUAAAAAGAUAAUUUGAAUGGACAAAGCAGAUUAAUCUCGAAAUGGAUGAGAGCAUUAUUUUUGAGGCUCAUUAUAAAAAACCAAACUAAAAUUCUCAACCAAAAGAGCUUAAACCUGAAAAUAAAAAACCCAUUUUGACAUUUUUGUUUUACUUUUAAAUAAUUUGUUCUUUUAUUUUGGUAGUGAAAUUUAAAUCGAUUCAAGAAAAAUAUUCCAAAAAGGUCUCUUUAAAUAAAAAAUUGUCUAAAUAUCAAAAAUGUUGCAUUUUUUUAAUGAAUAAGCCUUUUCUUAUAGAAUAACAAUUGUUUUCAAUUCGUAAACUUAAUCAAAAAAUGAAAAAAAAAAUGUAACAAAAAACGCAUAAAAAGGAAUGUACAUUAUUGUUGUCACAUUGGCUAUUCUAAAAUUUUCUUAAAUUGUUUGACAAUGAUGAAAUAAAAAACACAUCCUAUGCAGAAAAAAAUAUAAUCUGACCGAUUCUUAGCACUUGUUUACCAAGCAGUCAUUUUUUCAAGUUGAACUUUGGAUGGUUCUGAUAAUUUUCCAUGUUUUACAACUAUUUGAACCACACUAAAAACAUAUUUAAGCACCAAAGUCCCUUUUUACAACAUAUCUGUGAGCAGAAGUUGUAAAAUGUAUACACGCUGAAUUUUUUUAUUUUUUCAACUUUUUCAAUUAAUUGCUCAAAUUAAUGGAUGAAAUGCAGAUAUUUAAUCAUUCUAAUCGGAAUUUUAAAGUAAAAUGACACUUUUAUAAGCCCUCUUAUUGACAAAAGCAGAUUCUGUAGGUAUAAAAUUAUACAGGACAUUUAAAAAGGGGGUAUAUGCGGAAGCGUUGUCCCGUCACGAAAAAUUACAAUUGUUUAGUUUGCAAUGAAAUCGAAUUUGCAUCAUAUUUUGGAUUCUCUUCGUACUCGAAAAACCCUUUAAAAUGCUUAUCAGAAAUCGAAAAUUGGUCAUAAGGAACCAGAGUUACGACUGACGCAAGUUUGCGUUGUCCCGUCACGCCAAUUUGUUGGUCAAGGCACGAAUUCAAAAAAGGUGCCGUUGAUGGCUUGUUACAUCCCUGAAAAAAAUCAAUUUUCUGGCUUCGCCAUAUUGGCCGCCAUCUUGGAUUGCACAUUCCCUGAGUAUUUUGGAAUAUUCUAGGGCUCAUAUUCAAGUUCAGCAACCCUUAGUUGAAUUUGACCUGUUCAUUGCCGGAUACAUUUCUUUAUAAAAUAUCGAAUAUUCUAGCACCGCCAUAUUGGCCGCCAUCUUUGAUUGCACAUUGCCUGAAUACUUGGGAGUAUUCUUGGAGUCAUAUUCGAGCUCAGCGACCUCAAAUUAGUUACAGUUGAAUAGUCAGUAGAGAUUUUCAAGACUGCUUCAUUUCGUGACGGGACAACGCGAGCAAAACCCUCUUUUGCAAAAUAUCUGCGUUGUCCCGUCACGAAAUGAAGUACCUGUCAAAUUUGACGAAAUUCGGUGAUGCAGAAAGCAAAAUCUUCGUUUUUCAUUUUAGAAACAACUCAAGAAAUAGGUUUUUUUCAAAAACUUACUAGGAGAGCAGAGUUCUUCACUUUUGCGUAUAAAAAUCAAAAGGAUCCAAUUGUACGAUGUUGUCCCGUCACGCUACAUUUGUAUCUCACUUGACUCAAACGUUGUGUUUUUAAUUGUUUGUUGGAGUGAAUCUUAUUGGAAAUUUAAUGUACUUUCCAAAUUUAUAAAUAUUGGUACCUAUUCCCACAGAUUUGAAAGUUAUCAACAAAAAACUGAUAACAUAUGCGUACAAACGUUGUCCCGUCAAGAAAGAAUCGGUCAUCUACAGUUAUAUCUCAUAAUCUGAACACCCACAUUAUUGGAUCACUUUUGUGGUAAUUUUUCAAUAGUAUUUCUUUUCAUAAGGCAACUUGCCCUAUAACCCUGAUUUUCCAAAGAUCUUGUGUAGCGUCAGUGAGGGUGACUAUGGGUUAAAACGAUACACUUCGCGUAAUUUCUUAGCAAAAAAAAAAAACAAUUUAAAUAACAUCAAAAAUCUUUAAACGUACAAUUGUCCUUAGCUAAUUUACUAACAUUUUCCCAAAAUAUGGUGGAAUUUGAUGAACUAUACCAAAAAUGCCAAUCGUUUUAAAAUUGACCCAAUCUCACCCCCCUGACCCAAUCUCAUCCCACUUACGGUAUGCAAUUUUCUUGCCAUUUAACUUGUGCAAAUACUACAUGCCAAGACUGCAGAGAUGAUUCGGUAAUUUGAACUUCGCUGGUUUGAAUUUCCGCUAAUUUACAAGGCAUUUAGAUUAGAUAAGAUAAGGCGGGUUUUCAGCUGUCAAAAAAAGUGAAAAAAGUGAAGAUUUUACAGUUUUCCGGGAAAGUUUCACGGUAUUUUUUACUGUAGGGUUGUUUAAAAUGCCAAACUUAACAAAAAAAACCCUUUUGGUCAAAAAUUAUUUUGUAGAAAUAGUUUUUUGCUUUGAAAGCGUUUUUCGGUUCAGGCAUGCUUAACAACCCUACAGAAAAAAAAAAUCCGGUGAAAUUUGCUCGAAAAAAUGGUCAAAAUUACACUUUUCUGAAAAUCUCCAUAUGAAAUCUGGGUUUCGAGUUAUGUUUUUUUUUUGACAGCUGAACCCUCACCUUACCUUAUGUCAUCUUAAUUGGAACGAAUUUGAUUUAAAAAGCAAAAGCAGAUUUAACCACCUUUGUUCGACGAUUCGUGAUUUUGACCGCUGUCAGAUGUUUUAAUAAAAGAGAUCGGAUCCACUAAUUUGAAUACAGUUCCGUUCGAAUUAGAGCAAUCCUCUCAGAUUUCGGCAAUUCAUUUUUUUUUUCAUUUGAAGAUCUGGUUUAAACUUUUUGGGUGCCUUCCGUAUGUUCAAAGGAGCCAUUGUUGUAGUAGAUUAUUGAAAUUUUGAUAAAUUCAUCGUUUCCAUGUUAUAGCCGUGUUUAAGUGUUUUUUAAGUCGUCGAUUUUUUUUUAGUCUUGCCCAUAUUUUUGAAAAACUGGGGAAAUUCUUAGAUUUUGCUUUUUCAACUUUACUGAUACGUCCUUUUGUUGCUGAGAUAUGGCCGUAAAAAUAUUUAAAAAAAACAUGAACAUUUUUUUUUUCAGUGGUGCCCAAUUAGCCCUCGUUUUUUGCUCACCGAUAUCUCGGGAACUAUUCGUGAAAUUUUCUGAUCUUUUCGAAAAAAAUAUUUUGAAAAUUUUGGAAUCAAGAUUAACAUUUCAAAAGGGAGCAAUAUUGAAAAUUGUGCCUUGGAAUUUGCUAAACAAUUCCAGCUCGAUUCCUCCGUGGUCUCCUUAUGCUAACUAGAUAGUAAUUCCAGGAAGUUUAAUAAUUUUUAAAACAAAAUUCUUUCACCGUUUGUGAGCAAUCGUUCUAAAAGUGUCGGUUAUGUUCAUUGUCAUUUGCUUUUGUUUUUCUACUCUUGUGCAACGGAAAAUAACAUUUUAAAACAAAUUAUGAUUUAUUGCUUAAGACCCAGUAUGUUAUUAAUUUUCUUAAUGGUGUUGGUGCCGUUUUCUCCCUUUUUACGGAAAUAAGAUAAUUAGUCAGCAAGUAGAGGUAGCCACCAUUCCAGUGCAGUUUUUGGUAGCCGAUAUUUUUAAGUUACUUAUCAUCACAGAAAAUAACAACACGCAACAAAGUACUAAACAAUACGUGAUAGCUAAUGCAAAAAAAAAAGAAACAAAAAUAUAAAAAAGUUGUUAAAAUUGAAUAUAAAGCUAAAAAGUAGAACAAAUUUCUAACCGAUUGUACUUAAUAUUUGUUGUUUGUCCCCUAGAUUGUACCUAAGCAAAAAACAAAAGACAAAAGUGAAGAAAUUAUUAUUUGCAUUAAAAAAACGUGUAUGUAGGUGUGCAAAAGUCCCUGAUUGUUAGUGAAAACAUGAUUGUAAAAAUAAAAUAAAAAUGUGAAUAACCUCACACAACCACAAA